Carlito syrichta (Philippine tarsier) is the source of this 782-nucleotide messenger RNA. RefSeq names its product IQ motif containing F1 (gene IQCF1). The transcript has 5 exons. The coding region runs from base 1 to 768 and encodes 255 amino acids. The record is from RefSeq and is a predicted model, not a curated record. Gene Ontology annotation, molecular function: calmodulin binding. NCBI's taxonomy places the organism in Eukaryota, Metazoa, Chordata, Mammalia, Primates, Tarsiidae.
AUGGCCCACUCCCAGGAGACCUGCUUUCCCUUUGGGUCUACUGAGAACCUCUGGGAGGAAACUCUGAUAGAGAAGGUGGAGGACAGUGGGAAUGAGGUUGGAGAGUGGGAGAGGCCCUGGAAUGCUGGUACUUCUGCACCUGGCAGUCACUCAGAGGCGAAGCAGCCUAAAAAGACUAAGAAAUCCACAAAAGAUGAUAAACCUCAGAAGAAGGGGAAGCCAACCUCAACGCCACCAAUCUCAAAGGCCAAAGCAGAGGCUGAAACUCUGGAUCCUGUUGAGACACAAGCAGCAGAUAAGGCCGAUGUGAAAGAGAAACAAUCCCCCCCAAACCAAAAAAAGCUCCCUAACAAUGAUAUGACAGUCUUGAAGAUUCAGGCCUGGUGGCGGGGCACACUGGUACGUCGGACACUGCUGCAUGCAGCCCUCUGCGCCUGGAUCAUUCAGUGCUGGUGGCGGUUGAUCCUGUCCAGGCUCCUGGAGAAACGGCGGCGGGUGGUGCUGGAGAACUUCUCGCGGAAGGAGUGGGCAGCAGUCACACUACAGUCCUGGGCCCGCAUGUGGCGCAUCCGCCGGCGCUACUGCCAGGUGCUCAACGCUGUCCGCAUCAUCCAGGCCUACUGGAGGUGUCAUUCCUGUGCUACCAGGGGUCUCAUCAAGGGCCACUACAGAGUCACGGCCAACCAGCUGCAUCUUGAGCUGGAGAUCUUGCUGGGCUCAGGGCCCUGCAUUGUGACGGAGUGUAUUCCCCUCCCCAUAAAGCACUGAAGUGGUCUUUUCCA